GCCGUCAGUGAAGCGGCGCGCCUUGCCGCAACGUGUUACAACCGCGCCCCGACGAAUAUUAAUGCAAUUUCAAAAUUGGAACGCGACAGAAAUUGCCAGUGAUAUUUUUUGAAAGUGUCAACACUUUUGUACGCGAUUGACUCGUGCAAACGUUGUUAGGUGUAAGUGAUUGAUAGUGUAUGUUUAAGUGAAUAUGUUUAGUGCGUGAGACUUUAACGGUAGUGGAUUGAAAACCGGAGUUUCCUAAUGAUAACCAGUAAAUGGUCCGCAAAAGCAGCACCAGUACACAAAAUGGUCGAUUUAUAGCACGCAGCGAUCAUUACAUAGAACGGUGGCGGUGGAAACAAAAAGAUGUUAAUGCUGACCAUACUCCACUUCAUAACUCUGCCAGUGCUCACGUCAAAGCUUGUGAGAGGAGAAACCACAAUGGACGAGAAGCCACCACAACCAAUGAUCAGUUCUAGAGUAGUCAGAACCAAAUACGGUGAUCUAAGAGGAUUUAUUGUCACUCCAGAGUCAAGAUAUUUAGAACCGGUUGAGGUAUUUCGAGGAGUCCCUUACGCGUCACCUCCUGUUGGAUCUUUAAGAUUUAUGCCUCCCGUUUCUGGGGCGCAGUGGUCUGGAGUCAAAAUUGCAGAAGAAUUUAGCCCGGUGUGUCCACAGGUGUUGCCAGAUAUAAGGAAUGAGACGGCUGUGCUGAAGAGGAUCUCAAGAGGGCGGUUGGAAUAUUUGAAGAGGAUUCUACCAUUCCUCACGAAUCAGUCGGAAGACUGCCUGUAUUUGAAUAUUUACGCACCAGCUCAAGCUGGGGUCCGAGACGCUGUCGCGCGGUACCCAGUCCUGGUUUUCGUCCACGGUGAGUCCUACGAAUGGAGUUCAGGCAACCCAUACGACGGCACCGUCCUCGCCUCACAAGCUGGGCUGGUCGUGGUCACCAUCAACUACAGGCUCGGGAUACUGGGUUUCCUCAACCCCCGCUCAGACGACUACCCGCGCUCGCCAGCCAACUACGGGCUGAUGGAUCAGAUCGCAGCCUUGCACUGGAUCAAGGAGAACGUGGCCGUGUUCGGCGGGGACCCUAGCAACGUGACCCUCAUGGGACACGGCACCGGCGCCGCGUGCGUCCACUUCCUACUCACCUCACUGGCCGUGCCUGAAGGACUCCUGUUUCACCGAGCGAUCCUCAUGUCUGGUUCAGGAUUGAGCCCCUGGUCCCUAGUAGCCGAUCCUAAUAAGUACGCAGCGUUGGUGGCUAGCCAUGCCAACUGUUCUCCAGAAUUGAAUCCACCCGACCUCUUGCGCUGCCUCCGAGAGAGGCCGCUCGAAGCGCUCCUGUCAGCACCAGUGCAAGCGCCCGACUUCGCUUACGCUUUCGGCCCGAGUGUUGAUGGCGUCGUUAUUGACACCGGAGAUCUUCUGAUUAACCCGGAUCCAAAUGGGUACGAAUGGGGAGGGCAGACCGUCGCCAGACUACCCACCGGGAAACACGGCCAGAAUGCGAUCAACAUCAUUAACGCUGUGCUGAUGAGGAAGAGCGCUAUCGCACAACUGACCAAAUACGACCUGAUGUUCGGUGUAACAAAAGCGGAAGCCUACUUCGCGUUUAGCGGUGACGACGUCCAAUACGGCAUCGAAGCCGACAGGAGAUCGAAAAUCCUCAAGUCUUUCGUUAGGAACACGUACAGCUAUCAUCUCUCAGAGAUACUGGCCACUAUCAUCAACGAAUACACUGACUGGGAGAGGCCGGUGCAACAUCCUAUCAAUAUACGAGACGAAACAUUGGAGGCGUUGAGCGAUGCGCAAGUGGUGGCCCCUAUAGUUUUGACAGCUGACACCCAUUCGGCGUUGAGAAGAAACUCCUAUUUGUACGUGUUCGACUACCAGAGCAAGUUUGGAGAUUACCCUCAGCGCCAAGGAUGCAUCCACGGGGAAGAGUUGCCAUACAUCUUCGGAGCCCCGCUGGUGGGUGGGCUGGCCCACUUCCCCAGGAACUAUACGAAGGCUGAAGUGGCCUUAUCCGAGUCUGUUAUGUUAUACUGGGGCAACUUCGCAAAGACUGGGAAUCCGAACGAAGCGCAAGAGAGCGAUCCAAUCCGCGCCGGGCGUCAAGAACGUGUGCGCAUGAAGAACAUGGAGUGGACUGCCUAUGAAGCCGUACAUAAAAAGUACCUCAACAUCGACACUAAGUCCAAGCUCAAGAAUCACUAUAGGGCUCAUAGGCUAUCAUUUUGGCUGAAUCUGGUGCCAGAUCUUCACCGCCCGGGCGGUGAUGACGUGCCCCCGUCUCAUCACCAAAUAGAACACGAGGAUUCAUCACCGCAGCCGACUCUGAAAACAUUCAGCCCACCUUUCAGAAAAGCAACCGACAUUGUCUUGACUGAAACUGGUCUUGCAACUAAAGUUCCUAUACUAAACGUUGUGAAUAUAACGUCACCUCUAAACUUCAAUAUAAUUGGUCUAAAUCCACCAACACAAAGCAGCACAGGAACUGAAACGCACAAACUAGAUAUUUCCACUACAGCAUCUCCUGAAGACGGAUUUGCAGCUUAUUCCACCGCAUUAAGUGUUACAAUAGCCAUCGGCUGCUCAUUACUCAUCCUCAAUGUCCUUAUUUUCGCCGGAGUGUACUAUCAAAGAGAUAAAACAAGAAUGAAUGGCCAAGACGGGCCGAACGGCGCGCAUUUGAAGAAGAGAGUUGAAAAUGGACAGAUGCCAAACAACAUUUGCGGUGAUUUAGAGGGCGCUCUGACCUAUCAAACAAGUUUGAAGAAUGAUCCGGCCACGAUAUUGAGCCAUCACCACACCCAUUCACACCAUCAAUUACCGCCGCCCGAAUUCGCAGAUUUGCCUAGUAACAACGUCGCAAGUAUGGCGACCUUGCCAAGAGCGCCGCCUCCUCCGAAAAUAGGGAAAAGUAACAUAAAUACUUUAGCUAGCGGGCAGCUGCAGGAGAAUCAACCUUUGUUAUCAGCUCAUCAGAUGCAGAUGAUAAAUACAAGUACGUUGACGAAGAAGAACACGCAGUUGAACGCCAAGUCGAACGUGACGAUGGAGGAGUUGAGAGUGUGACGUCAGAGGGCAUGACUGCAACGAGCCGGCAGUUGCAGCGACGUUGUCCACCACGACGAGAUCGUGUGACUUGGGCCGGACCUUCUCAAGUGUGUGACAGAUUACAUAUAAACAAUGGACUAGACACAGAGGCGAAGGCGGCAAAUAGUAUCCUCAAAGUGAACAAUAUUGUUACGACAAACAUUGCGAUACACCUCUACGUCUCUGUGUAUCUUUAGUGAUUCUGUGCCGCUUGAACUUGGAAGGGUUAUUAGUGACAAUCAUAUCUGUAUACUGAACACUUGUGUGUAAUUCUAAAUAGACAUUUGGUGUAAAUUAUUGUAAAUAUAAAUUAACGUUUGUACAUAGUAAAGCAGCUCAGCCGCAUAUCCAUCCUAAACACAAUUAUUGUAAUCUCGAAUUAGAUGAAUUAUAUGAAGAUAAUGUGAUGAAUAGUAUUUAUUUCAGUGUGUCUAUAAAAAAAUCCGUUAUUGGAAUAACCGUUAGGAAGUACAAUGAUUAAGUUUGGUAUUCGGCAGUCUUGGUGCGGAUAAUGCUGUCUAUCAAAGUGAUUGAAUCACAUUGAUUUUGUAUUAGUAAUGGUUUUGAAUAGACGACUGAAGUAAGAAUUGGGUAUAUAAAUAUCGUGUAAAUUAGAAGUUCUGAUAUACGAAACACCAAUUUUCGCAAGUUUAUCAAUUUAGAAGCAAUAAAACUUUCAUCGAAAAGGUCAGUAGUGUUCAAUUUUUUUUACCUUUGUACCUAUAUUUUAAUUUUGAAAUAAUGAAUUGUCACAAGUGCGUUUUAUGCUGUUUAACUUUCACUUUUUUUAUAAUUUUUUAUAUUUAAUAAUUUUUUUUCUUAAUUUUAUUUGCAACAUAUCAUUGUUUUUUUUUUUCAAUUUUGAAAUUGACUUCUUUUGAGUUUAAUAAUAUUAGGCAUAUAAUAACGGAACAAAAUUUAAUUUGAAGUCUAUUUAUGUAAGUUGUGUUUCAAAUACAUUAAAGAGUAACUUUCAUUUCUAAUAUAGACGGACCAAUAGUGAUUGUACAUAUGUAAAUACAUAGGAAGAUGACAGGUUGUACCCCAGUUUGCAAUACGACAAAAAUAAUUGUUUUGAAAAUUUUCAAGAUUUUAUUUAGAAAGCUACAUCUAAUAGUUUUCUCAGUUAUAAUUGAAAUAUUAAUUUCUGGUCUGUAGCGUACAAAUUCAGUACUAGAUAUUUAUGUUUCAAUUAUAUUCUAUCAAAAAAAACUCUUUAAAUUUUAGUUCGAUAAUCAAAAUCGUAAAUUUACUGGUUUUAUGGCACAUUUCAGAUAUUUAUUAUCAUUACCAUUAUAUAGGCAUAAAAAUAUUAAGUUGUCUUUGUUUACCUACGAAACCCUCUUAUUAAGCAUGUAUGUAUGUUUAUAAAAAUAUAUUAUGUUCUGUAACAUGAAUUCUCAGAAACCAUCAAAAAGUUAAAAGAAAUAUUUUUCUGUGUGUAACACCAAUUUUUGAAAUUGUUGACAUUUCAUCAUCAUAAAUACUUCCAUUAAAAUGUUUUCCAUUAAUAUUUAUAUUAGGAUGUGUUAUUAUUAUUAUUAGAGUAUGUAUUAACAUUUUUUUAUGUACCUACUUAGAGUUUACUAUUUAAAAGCAAAUAUAUUAGGGAAAUUUUGUUACAUGAAUUUGAUGAAUUUAUUCGAUAUAAUCGCCAUCUUUUGUUAAAACAAUAGUGUAUAGUUAAAUAUCGGUAAUGUCUGUACAGCGACAGCGUUAUAAAAUACCUACUUAUUGAGAAGCAGACUAAAAUUUUAAUAUAACAAA
Plodia interpunctella (Indianmeal moth) is the source of this 4857-nucleotide messenger RNA. RefSeq names its product Neuroligin 3 (gene Nlg3). Gene Ontology annotation, biological process: chemical synaptic transmission; neuron cell-cell adhesion; synaptic vesicle endocytosis. The record is from RefSeq and is a predicted model, not a curated record. NCBI's taxonomy places the organism in Eukaryota, Metazoa, Arthropoda, Insecta, Lepidoptera, Pyralidae. The transcript is spliced from 12 exons. Bases 352 to 3069 code for a protein of 905 amino acids. Gene Ontology annotation, cellular component: synapse; postsynaptic membrane; cell surface. Gene Ontology annotation, molecular function: neurexin family protein binding; signaling receptor activity.